This is a messenger RNA of Danio aesculapii, 2374 nucleotides long. It is a transcript of the gene lypla1, whose product is annotated as lysophospholipase 1. NCBI's taxonomy places the organism in Eukaryota, Metazoa, Chordata, Actinopteri, Cypriniformes, Danionidae. Gene Ontology annotation, molecular function: carboxylic ester hydrolase activity; palmitoyl-(protein) hydrolase activity. The transcript is spliced from 8 exons. Gene Ontology annotation, biological process: protein depalmitoylation. Bases 342 to 962 code for a protein of 206 amino acids. Gene Ontology annotation, cellular component: cytoplasm. The record is from RefSeq and is a predicted model, not a curated record.
AUGUUACAGGCAAAUGGCAACAGCCCUUUCGCUUUAACCUUAAUAAAGCAUAGUCUAGUAUUGACCUUAUUCUUUAAUGCGGAAGUGCGCGCGUUUUAGCGAUUGUUUUAGAACUUCCGAUUCAGUUGCCUAUGGGAGAAAUGACUAGGAAUAAUAAUCGGCAGAAAACGGUCAAACUACUUACUCUACAAACAAGUGUUUGCAUGACAACACAGACAAAGUAGAAUAAUAUAAUAAGAAAAUAUCAGUUUGCAACACCAAGCAGCAAAACGAGCUGUUUUUAACGUUUGAAAAUGAAUGGACGUGAAUGAGACCGGAAGUCUCAAGCCAAAAUUAUUCAAAUGGCUGCGCCCACUCAUAUGCGGAGAAUAAGACAUGGAUGGGCUCAAGCUAUGGCUGGUAUUAGGACCCCUCAUGUCAAGUACAUUUGCCCCCAUGCGCCUGUCAUGCCGGUUACCCUCAACAUGAACAUGGCAAUGCCUUCCUGGUUUGACAUAAUUGGUCUCAAUCCUGAUGCACAAGAAGAUGAAUCUGGAAUUAAAAGAGCUGCUGAAAACGUCAAAGCACUGAUUGAUCAAGAAGUUAAGAAUGGUAUUCCAUCUCAUAGGAUUGUGCUUGGGGGAUUCUCUCAGGGUGGAGCCCUCUCUCUCUUCACUGCUUUGACGACUCAUCAAAAGCUGGGUGGUGUGAUUGCCCUUAGCUGUUGGUUGCCUCUCCGGAAUUCUUUAUCAAAGUCGGUGAUAACUAAAAAUAAAGACAUAUCAGUGCUGCAGUGCCAUGGCGAAGCAGAUCCUUUGGUUCCUCUUAUUUUUGGUCAACUCACUGUAGAGAAACUCAAAAGCAUGCUGAAACCCUCCAAUGUGACUUUUAAAACUUAUUCUGGGAUGCCCCACAGUGCAUGUCCUGAGGAAAUGAUGGACAUCAAGCAAUUUAUUGAGAAGCAGCUGCCCCCAAUAAAUUAGUAAUGUAUAAUGUAAUUGGCUGUUAAAAUAAGGUACUUCUAGCAAAUAAGUACUUUUAAAAAGAGUUGUUGUGGUAUAAUCUAUUUUAAAUACAUACUUGAGUGUGAGCGCAAUGUAACAUUUUGGACACUUAAUUGCAUGUUAUUGACAAUUAAAUGAAAAUGUAUUAUAGUUUUAUUUAUAUUAAAUGCAGUUUAAUGAAGGCUUAAAAAACACUCUGGGCUCAUUUUACAAGUCUCCUAGAGUUAAGCAAUCCACUUUUUUUUAAUCCAUUUAAGCAAUUUCUUGUUCUCACAAGAGUGGAGCAGAGUGCUUCCAGGGGGUGCCUUGAAACCAUAAGAGAUGUACUGUUGUGCUCUAUCAGAUAAUACAACAGAUUUAGUAUCAUUUGAUGUGUUUAACCUACAAACCAACCUUUUCCAUUGAGUUGGUUCAACAGUCUCUCAUGUCUUCAUGUUUUUAAGGCAUCCUCCGAAUGCACCGAUUCUCAUGCGCUGCGUAAUAUCACUGCCUGGUGCAGCCAUGUCACGGCUGUAGCUGUCCUUGACUAUUAUGCCAGAAUGAUAUUUCAGUAGAAAUAUUGGCCUAGAAUAUAGUAACUUUCCGUUUGUCGUUAUACAUAGUGUUACUACAGAACAUUUGAGCUUUAAAUAGGAUUAUUCAAAAAUUUUGGGGAUUUUUUUUAACAAAAUGCUAAUGGUCUAAUUCAGUUAAAUUAUUAUGCUAAUUUUAAGAUAAAAGUGGCGACGCGGUAGUGCAGUAGGUAGUGCUGUCGCCUCACAGCAAGAAGGUCACUGGUUCGAGCCUUGGCUGGGCCAGUUGGUGCUUCUGUGUGGAGUUUGCAUGUUCUUCGGUUUCCCCCACAGUCCAAAGACCUGCGGUACAGGUGAAUUGGGAAGGCUAAAUUGUCCAUACUGUAUGAGUGUGAAUGAGUGUGUAUGGAUGUUUCCCAGAGAUGGAUUGCAGCUGGAAGGGCAUCCGCUGCGUAAAACAUAUGCUGAAUAAGUUGGCGGUUCAUUCCGCUGGCGACCCCAGAUUAAUAAAGGGACUAAGCCGAAAUGAAAAUAAAAGAAUGAAGACAAAAGUGACCCCACCAGAACAAGAAAUCAGCUAAAUGGAUUCAAAAAAAGGUUCAAGUGAACUGUUUAGCAAAAUCAAAAAAAAAAAAGUGCAGUGUUCCUUUAAAAGUUUUUUAUUUUUUUUUUAUCAACAUUAGAGAGACACCAGACAAGGCUGGAUGACCCUGAAAAUUCACUUUCAGUUUAGCUCCAGCCAUGAAAUCACAUUUGUGUAGCAUUCUAGUCAUUUUGAUGACCUUGAUUAACUUGUUCGGAUGUAAUUUUUAGGUUUACAAGCAGGAGUCAGAGUUACCUACCCCUGAUUUACAGUAAAUUCAUCUUUUUAACAUGUAA